This is a messenger RNA of Pseudonaja textilis, 963 nucleotides long. The record is from RefSeq and is a predicted model, not a curated record. Lineage: Eukaryota; Metazoa; Chordata; Lepidosauria; Squamata; Elapidae.
AGAUUUCCAUUGGCAGGUACCCGGUAUAGCAAAUGUGCUGUCAUUGGCAACGGUGGUAUCCUACAAGGUAGCAGGUGUGGACAAAAAAUUGACCAGGCUGAUUUUGUUAUCAGGUUUAAUCUGCCUCCCUUAAAUACAACUGAAGAUGUGGGAACCAAGACACACUUAGUGACUAUCAACCCCAGUAUUUUUCAUAUUAGAUUCGAAGACCUGAGGGAUCCUCCAACGGCUUUUAUAGAGGUUCUUCAGGCCUACCAAAAUGCCCUUUUCCUCAUUCCUGCAUUAUCCUUCAAUUAUCACCUUACAAUUGCCUACCGUGCUGUAAACAUCAUGAAGGGUCGUGGCCUGGCCCAUAGAGCAUUCUUCCUCCACCCAUGCUACCUGGCUGCCCUCAAUAAGUAUUGGAAACUGAAAGGUAUGAAAGAAACACGCCUGACCACUGGCUUUAUGUUCACCAGUUUGGCUCUGGAGUUCUGUGACAACAUCUCUCUCUACGGCUUCUGGCCCUUUCCAUAUGACCUGACUGGAAAACCACUCAAUCAUCACUACUAUGACAAUGUGUUGCCACAUCCUUCCAUUCAUAACAUGUCCGAGGAGUUCUCCCAUUAUCUCAAUAUGUAUGCCCAGGGUGUCUUGCGCAUACAGCUUGGCAAAUGCCAGUGAGUUUUGGGUAGGGAAGACAGUCCCUACCGAGGAAUAAAUCGGCCAGAGGAAAAACAGUUGAUUUGCGGUUCCCACUAAAGCAUGAAUGUGGCAACGUGGAAUUUGUACCAUUGAGGAAAACAAGCUUCCACCAGGAUCCUUCCAAAAACAGGACAUCCCACACAUUCUCUUGUAGCGUAACAUAACUCAUUUGUAUUCUUACUCAUCUAAUGGGCAGAAACAGCAGCCUUUCACACAACCUGGGUCGAAAUAAGGGAACAUGCAAUUGUUAUGUUUGUAAAAAAUAAAAAAAGAAGCUGU